This is a messenger RNA of Eleginops maclovinus (Patagonian blennie), 890 nucleotides long. RefSeq names its product TP53 regulated inhibitor of apoptosis 1 (gene triap1). Gene Ontology annotation, molecular function: phosphatidic acid transfer activity. The transcript has a single exon. The record is from RefSeq and is a predicted model, not a curated record. The coding region runs from base 143 to 367 and encodes 74 amino acids. NCBI's taxonomy places the organism in Eukaryota, Metazoa, Chordata, Actinopteri, Perciformes, Eleginopidae. Gene Ontology annotation, biological process: phospholipid translocation. Gene Ontology annotation, cellular component: nucleus; mitochondrial intermembrane space; cytosol.
AAACCAGCCAAUCACAUCGUGCAGUUCAAGGAGAGCCACGGAGAAAUGUCCGUAUGACGCAGCAGCAGCUUCCUGAAUCACGCAGUUGGCUAAAAACAAAACAACCAGUUAUUCUUUCCUAAUUUCUCUUCCGACAUCCAAGAUGAACAGCGUGGGGGAGGCUUGCACCGACAUGAAGCGGGAGUACGACCAGUGUUUCAACCGCUGGUUCGCUGAGAAGUUCCUGAAGGGGGACCAGAGCGGAGACCCGUGCACCGAGAGCUUCAAGCGGUACCAGCUCUGCGUGCAGACGGCCAUCAAGGAGAAAGACAUCCCGGUGGACGGGGUGGAGUUCAUGGGUCCCAACAAGGAUAAACCCGAGAGCUGAGGCUGGAGCACGAGGAGGAGGAAAAAGAGAGGGACUGAUGGUGAUCCGGGGAUUCUGAGGUCAUCUAAAGGCCUAACAAGCGACUAGUGCGUCCAUGUGCGUCCACUGAGCAUGCGCAGAAGUGAUGGGACGCUGCAGCAGGACAACACUGGAGUCUGGACUCUCUUUCUGUGUGAGAGUGUGUGUCUGUGUGUUUGUGUGUUUGUGUGUGAGAUAAUCUGUUGCUACCUGCAGCAGUUAUUGGAUUUCCGGUUGAGUUACUUUCUGUGUUUACCAGUUUAUAAUUUAACUUCUGGUUAGAGUCUCUGUCGGUGUGUGGGAGAACACACUGGACUCUCUCUCUCUCUCUCUCUCUCUCUCUCUCUCUCUCUCUCUCUCUCUCUCAUUUCUGCAGAUUAGUUGAUUUAUUUUUGUUUAUUUUCAUUUGUAAAACUUGCUGCUUAUAUUUUGUUUUAGUUUUCAUUAAAUUAAUGUGGCUCAAACAAUUAUUCCAACUGAAAUAAAUGGGACGUUGUUAUAUGAA